Messenger RNA from Microthlaspi erraticum, 1068 nucleotides. Lineage: Eukaryota; Viridiplantae; Streptophyta; Magnoliopsida; Brassicales; Brassicaceae. The record is from the annotation of a GenBank genome assembly.
AUGGAAUCUCUCGGUCGCCAUUCGUACAGUCGGAAGGAGAAAUCGCUCGGGGUUCUGGUCUCCAAUUUUCUGAAACUGUAUAACCGAGACGAUGUUGAUCUAAUUGGGCUCGAUGACGCCGCCGGAAGAUUAGGAGUUGAGAGGAGGCGUAUUUACGAUGUGGUCAAUAUAUUGGAGAGCAUUGGGCUUGUAGCAAGAAGAGGGAAGAAUCAGUACUCAUGGAAAGGUUUUGGAGAAGUUCCUCGUGCUCUAAGUGAACUCAAAGAACAAGGAAUGCAAGAGAGGUUUGGGAUCGUCCCAUGUGUGACUAAUUCAGAGAUGGUCUUGUACGACGAAGCAAGAGAAGAAUCUUUGAAGUUAACUUCUGAUGAUCAAGAAAACUCUCCAUCCCCCAGACUUGACAGCAAGAAGGAGAAAUCACUGUGGAAUCUUGCACAAAACUUUGUGAAGCUUUUUCUAUGCUCUGGUGCUGAUCUCAUAACCCUUGAUGGCGCUACAAAAGCAUUGCUGAAUGAGUCUCAGGAUCCCCUGAAUAUGAGAACUAAAGUUAGACGCCUUUACGACAUUGCAAAUGUGUUCUCCUCCAUGAAUUUAAUCGAAAAGACUCAUAUUCCACAGAGUAGGAAACCGGCGUAUAGGUGGUUGGGAUCCGAAGCAAUAUCCGAAGACCAAUUCGUUGCUGCUCCUGCAAGCUUAUGCGAUCGUAACGAGCCUAAAAAGCGGGUAUUUGGAACCGAGAUCACAAACUUUAACGCAAAGAGAAGCAAAACAGACUGUUCUUCUAAAGACAGUAAGCAUUAUGGAAAUGAAAACACCUGUAACGAGAACGAGCAGCAGCAGCAAUGUGAUUCGAAAUCGGCUGUGAAGAGACUUGUGUCUUCACCACUCGCUCCCGCAGGUACUUCUAAGAAGAACAAUACAGGAAACAACCAUUCCCAAAGACUUCAAGAUCUUGAGAACAUUUCUUCUACCCACAAGCUUCAAUAUUGCAAUCAAGAGUUAUUUGGUCUACUUGGGCACUACACAGAGACAUGGAGGUCAUGGCAUGCAGAGUUUGGUCGAAAAUGA